CAGACCACAGUCUCAGGUUUCAUCGUCGGUUUGGCGUUAACCAUGAAAUAUCAAGCUAUCAUCUCCUUCACGAUCUCUCAUAUUAUCCAAGCGUAGUGUGUCAGACGUUGAUUGUGCGAGCUCGACAGUGUGCAAAUGGCGGGAAGACAUUACUCGACUGUUACCGGAAACUCGAAAUCCAGAUCUCCAUUACUGAUCUUCGUUCUUGCGCUUCUGCCGCUCUCUUUCGUCUUUUACAUGUUCUCCUCCCCUUCUCCGUCCGAAACCACCACUGCAGCAAUCCACUCCGUCCGAAGCCCUAGCUCAGGAGUAGAUUAUUCUUUCGUAUCCUCACUUGAAAAGUUCCUAGCAAAAUCUCAGCGAUCUCCGACUGUCGGCGAUGAUUCAGUCGUCGGUGAAGCUACCGUAGAGGAUAUUCGUAAAUUGGAUGAUUCGGUAUGGAGUAAGGAGACUCAAAGGUUAUACGAAGAGCCGUUCUACCCUCCUUCUUCACCUAUUAAGGUCUACGUCUACGAAAUGCCUAAGAAAUUCACUUACGAUUUGCUCUGGUUGUUCCAAAAUACGUACAAACAGACCGACAACCUUACGUCAAAUGGUAGUCCGGUUCACCGGCUGAUCGAGCAGCAUUCAAUUGAUUACUGGUUAUGGGCGGAUUUGAUAGCACCAGAAUCAGAAAGGCUGUUGAAGAAUGUUGUGAGAGUGCAUAAGCAGGAGGAGGCUGACCUAUUCUACAUACCGUUUUUCACUACCAUUAGUUUUUUCUUGCUUGAAAAGCAGCAAUGCAAGGCUCUAUAUAGGGAGGCCUUGAAAUGGGUUAUGGAUCAACCUGCAUGGAAGCGUUCCGAGGGAAGAGAUCAUAUCCUUCCUGUUCAUCACCCCUGGUCUUUCAAGUCUGUUCGCAAAUUUAUGAAGAAAGCAAUUUGGCUGCUUCCUGAUAUGGAUUCAACAGGGAACUGGUACAAGCCAGGACAGGUUUAUCUCGAAAAAGACCUGAUACUUCCUUAUGUACCCAAUGUUGACCUAUGUGAUGCCAAAUGCGUAUCAGAAAAUGCACCAAAGAGAAGCACACUGCUAUUUUUCCGUGGGAGGCUUAAAAGAAAUGCGGGUGGGAAAAUACGUGCCAAACUUGUGACAGAACUUAGUGGUGCUCAGGGAGUACUUAUAGAGGAGGGAACUGCUGGAACUAUUGGAAAGGCAGCUGCUCAGAGUGGCAUGCGCAAGAGUCUAUUUUGCCUUAAUCCUGCCGGUGAUACUCCAUCAUCUGCCAGAUUAUUUGAUGCAAUUGUUAGUGGCUGUAUUCCUGUCAUAAUAAGUGAUGAACUAGAACUUCCUUUUGAGGGGAUUCUUGACUAUCGAAAGAUUGCUUUAUUUGUGUCCUCUAGUGAUGCUGUGCAGCCAGGGUGGCUCCUUUCAUUUCUGAGAAAUGUUAGUGCUGCUCAAAUCAGAGCGAUGCAAAUGAACUUAGUUAAGUAUUCGAGGCAUUUUCUGUAUUCGCAUCCAGCUCAACCUUUGGGCCCAGAAGAUUUAACCUGGAGAAUGAUGUCAGGGAAGCUGGUUAACAUUAAGCUCCAUACUAGGAGGUCUCAGCGGGUAGUGAAAGAAUCUAGAAGUCUGUGCACUUGUGAUUGCAGGCGCCCCAAUAGUACUAACCCAGGUCUCUUGCUUUGAACACUACAAUGUUUCUAUUUGUUUCCUUCUGUAUUAUUUGUUUGGAAUUUUGUACAUCAAUGUCUCAAUUGCUUUAGUAUGUCUUUGCAAUUCUUUCCCUUCUGCACUCUCGAGAAUUGGAACGACUUUUCUUUUGAAUUUUUAUUUAUCCCACAUCAUUUGCUUAGUGCCCAUUGUGCUGCAGAUGGAGUUUUCAUGUAUGAAUUAUGAAGAAUGUCAAUCCGUGUUAAUUUAAUUUAUUUUUGUUCUAA
Molecule: messenger RNA, 1919 nt
Organism: Ipomoea nil (Japanese morning glory)
Lineage: Eukaryota; Viridiplantae; Streptophyta; Magnoliopsida; Solanales; Convolvulaceae
Product: probable arabinosyltransferase ARAD1
Exons: 9
Coding region: 136-1668 (510 amino acids)
Molecular function (GO): glycosyltransferase activity
Source: RefSeq, a predicted model, not a curated record